Molecule: messenger RNA, 6150 nt
Organism: Rotaria sp. Silwood1
Lineage: Eukaryota; Metazoa; Rotifera; Eurotatoria; Philodinida; Philodinidae
Source: the annotation of a GenBank genome assembly
AUGAGUAACACAACGUGUUCAAAUCAAAAUCUUAAUGUUAAACAUGUUGCAACUCUAUUCGAAGAAGUUCAAAAUCGUUAUAUUAAAAAAUUAACAACUAUUGAUGAAAAACAUAUAACAACUGAUGAACGCCAUAAGCAAAAAUUAGCUGUUUAUGAGAGCUAUGUAAAAGAUUUAUCAAUUCAAACACGUUUAUUAUUACAAAGUCUUGAUGAGCUUGAAAACGAAGCUAAUCAACGUGUUGCUUUACUUGAAAAUAAACUUAAAAAAGCACAUGCAUCUUUACAACAACAUCAUUCAUUGUCAGAUGUAACAAAAAGUGUUAGCAGCAUUGAAUCGGAAAAGUGGAAAUUGAAUCAUGAAAAUCUUGAUUUAAAACAUGAUCUCGAUUCAUUAACAACAUUUAUUAAUACCGCUAAACGAACGGGUAAAUGGGAUACAAAAAGACUUCAAUUAAAAACUAUUCCACUUGAUCGUAUUAUUGGUAUAUCAAAUGACGAUAUAAAUCCUACAGUACCUUUACAUAAAGAAAUUCAAUAUCGUGAUGAACGUAUACAAGUUUUACAAGCUGAAAUUGAACAACUUCGAAAAACAAAAGAUGAAUUAAUUAAACAAACACCGAAUAGGCAGUCAUCUUUCGCUUCAUUUAUGGCAGAUGAUAAUUCAAAAGAGCAAAAUAUUGUUCUUUCAAAAAAAGUUGAAGAUCUUCGUGCUAAACUUGUUGAAGAAUGUCAAAAAACUGAAACACUUAAAAUGGAUACACGUCUCAAAACUAAUGAAUUACGAGAUCUUCAAGAAGAAUAUCAAAAAAAUAAACAACAUUAUGAUGAACAUACACAUGAUUUAUCAACAAAACUGAAAACAAUAACAGAUCGUCAUCGAGAAUCAACAACAUCACUAAAUAAUGAUAUUAAACUAAAAAAACAACAAAUUGAACAAUAUACGCAACAAAUUGAACAAAUUUUAAGUGAAAAAGUUCAACUUGAAAAUGAACGUAACGAUUUACAACGACAAUGUCGUGUUAAAGAUACAAUAACAGCUGAUUUAGAAGUACAAAUUCGUAAUCUUCAACGAGAAUUAACAUCAAAUAAUUAUCCAAUUAUUCCUAUACAACCUGUUGAAUCAACAGUAUCAAAAAUUGAAUAUGAAAAACUUGAUCAAGAAUUACAUUCAACUAAAAAACGACUUGAUGGAAUUACAGCUGAACUUAAAACAAAAGAUGCUUUAAUCAAUAAACUUGAACAAGAUCUUCGAGCAUUAAAAAAAUCUCAUGAUGAACAAUUAGAACAACAUAUUGAAACAUCAACAAAUGAUGCUGAACAAUUACAUACAGAAAUUCGAGCAUUAAAACGUCUAUGCGAAGAAAAAAAAGAUCAACUUCAUAAGCAAUCGUUAGAAUUACAUACAUGUCAAGAACAUUUAAUAGUUGAACAAAAUAAAAAUAUUACAAAUGAACAUGAACAGGAAAAAUUAUCUAAUAUAAUACAUUUAUCAAAAGAACAAAUUGAAAAACUUGAACAUAAUUUACAAGAAUCGAAAAUAAAAAAUGAACAAUAUGAAUAUACAAUAAAUGAAUUAACUUCUCGAAUAAAUUUAAUUGAAACAAAAUUAAUUGAAGCAAUGACAUUAAUUGAUUUACGUAAUAAAACAUUAAUUGAUUAUGAACAACAAAUGGAUAAAAUAAAAAUUGAAUUAAUACAAAAACAUAAAGAAAUUCUUGAUAAACAAUGUCAUAUUGAUCAAUUAGAACAAAAUGUUAUCGAUAAAACAGCUGAAGUUGCACAUUUAACUGAAACACUUGAAACUGGUCUUGUUAAAAUUCAUCAUAGAGAAAAAUUUGCUGAAGAUAAUGCAUCUAAAGCAUUACAUGAUGUUAAAGUUUUACAACGUGAACUUCGUCAUGUAUCAGAAUCAUUAACUCAACGUGAACAUGCAAAUCAUGCACUUAAUCAACAAAUUCAACAAUUAACAAAUGAAUUAAAAAUAAAACAAGAUGAAUUUCAACAAAUGCAAAAAUCAUUAAAUAAACAAUUAGCAAUUAAACAAGAACAACUUCUACGGUAUGAUCAAAAUCUUCAUGAAGUAGAAAUAAAAUCAAAAUAUGCUAAAGAAGAAUGUUUAAUACAAGAAAAAGAAAUUGCUCGUUUAAAUAAUGUUCAAGAAGAACAAGAAAAUCGUAUUAAAAUAUUACAACAAGAUCUAUUAAAACUUCAAGAAGAGAAAGAAUCCAUAAAUGUUCAAUAUGAACGUUCCGAAGCUGAUAUACGUAAUAUAAAAAUUUUACGUGAAGAUGAAACACAUAAAUAUCGUCAUGAAAUAGAAAAAUUAAAUAGUGAAAUAAUAUCAUUAAAAACAAAUGAAACUGAUUUAUUAAAAAAUAUUGAUGAAUUAAAAGAAAAUCUUUUCAAUAUAACAAGUGAACGUAAUGAUAUACGAGAACAAAAUGAAAAUUAUCAAAAUGAAAUUGAAAAUAUACAAAAAAUGUUAUAUGAUGAAACUGAAUCAGCUUCAAAAUCUGCAACAAAAAUUGUUUUAUUAACACGACAAUUAGAUGAAGAACAAAAACGUGCUAUAGAUGCUAUACGUCAAUUAGAUGAAUUAAAAAUGCAAUCGAAAAGUUCAUCAAUGACAAUUGAUACAUUAAAAACUGAACUAAGUCAUGCACGUUCACUUAUACAAGAACAUUCUAUUAAAGAAAUGGAUUUAAAACAAAAUGUAAAUCGAACAAAUUCAUUAUUAGAAGAAACAAAUAAAUCACUUGAUGAUCGACAACGUGAAAUUGAAACUCUUAAUCAUCUUUUAUCACGUUUACAAAUUGAUUACGAAAAAUCAAAAAAUGAUUUAUCUAUCGUACAAGAUCAAAUAAUGCAACAUGAAAUUGCAAAUCAAACAUUAAAACAACAUUUAACAGAAAAAACAAAUGAAUUAUCAGCAAUUACAAAUCGUCUUCAUCAAAUACAACAAGAUUUUCAUUCAUAUGAAAAAGAACAUCGAUAUUCAAAUGAAGAAUAUUUUGAACGUGAACAACGUAUGAAAACAAUCGAAAAUGAAUUAUCAAUGAUGAUUAGUAAUUAUGAAAAACUUCAACGUGAACAUACUACUUUAAAUGAAGAUUUAACUAAAUGUCAAUAUGAUCUUGAACAAAGUCAAAAGUCUGAUAUUUCACAUAAAGAACAGGCAUCUGAAACAAGUGAACGAUGGGCUUAUAUUACAUCAAAACUUCAUGAACAAAUAACUGAUUUAAGUGAAGAUGCAAAUAGACUUCGUAUACUUGAUGAACGUUUUGAACAAUCAACAAAAACUUUAACACUUUUACGAAGUCACCAUGAAGAUUUAAUUUUACAAUUCAUGACUAUUAAACCUGUUCUUGAAAAAGCUCAUUUAUAUGUACGAGAAUAUAAACGUAAAUGGUCUCAAACAAGUGAUGAAAAUCGUCAUUUACGUAUGGAAGCAAAACGUAUGAGAACUAAAAUUGAUGAUUUUCAUCGAGCUGAAGGUAUAAUGCAUACAAAAAUUGAUGAACAAGAAAUGAAUUUAGUACAAUUACGUAAAGAGCUCAAUAAUACAACACAAGCUCAUUCUGAAGCUCAAGCACUUAUUGAACGUUUAAAACAUACAUUAGAUGAUACAAUACAAGAACGUGAUCAAUUAAUUAAAAAUAUGACAAAUGCUAAUAAAAAGAUUGAAAAACUUGAAAAUGAUAGUGAUGGAUAUACAAAUGAAAAUCGUUUAUUACAUCAAGCAACACAAAAAUUAGAAAAACAAUUAGCAAAUACACAGGCACAUAAUGAAUCAUUACAAAGAACAUAUCAACAAAAUGAAUUAUCAUAUCAAGAAAAAAUAAAUGAAUGUGAAUCAUUAUUAAUAUCAUUAAAAGAAGCAAAUAAAGAUUCAUUAUUUUUAUUAGAACAGAAAAAAGCUGAAUUAAAUAUGUCACAAUCAGAAAUACAAUCAUUAAAAUAUGAUCAAUCUACAACAUCUGCCAAGUUUGAAAAAAUUGAAGAAAUGAAUCAAGAAUUAAAACGACGUAUAUCUAUUCUUGAACGAUCAAAUGAUGAAUAUAAACGUUUAAUACGAAAACGUGAAAAAGAACAUGAACAAAUUAAAAAUGAAUAUGAAAAUAAUAUUAAAAAUAUUUCAUCACUUAAUAAUAAGUGUACCAAACAAGAUGCUGAAUUAAAUAUUCUUCGUCUUGAAAAUGCAGCUUUGACUGAAGAAUUGAAAUUAAUGCGUGAAAAUGUUGAUCGUUGUGAACAAGAACAAAGACGUUUAAGAAAAGAUUGUGAUCAAGCAUUAAAUUUUAUUCAUGAUGGUAUUCCAGAAUUGUGUUUGGACGAUGGUAUUACUAACAAUAAUCGAAAUGGAACAUUACAAGAACAUUUAAAAAAAAUUCCAUCAUUAAUGCAACAAUUAACAGGCGAUAGAGAAAAUUUAAAAACUAAAAAUGCACUUUUAGUACAAUUUGUUCGUGGACUUACUUAUGAUCUUAAUGAUUGUCAGAGUAGUCAGAAAAAAUACAAAUUACUUAAAGCACAUUCAAAACAACAACAAUUAUUAUUAAAUCAAUUGGAAGCUCACGUUCGUUUUUAUGAAUCUGUAUUCAAAGAAAAAGGAUUUUUUCCAACAAUUGAAUAUUCUUCAGGAUCAACAGUAGCUUCAGCACCUGAUGUUAUCGACAAUUUAUGCAUUAUGAAGCAUCUUGAUGGAUCAAAAUCUACAUUUCUCACAAAACUAAAUCUAUCAUCAAAUAAUCAAUAUUGUUUAGAAUUCAAAUAUCUUAUUACUGGUUCAAUUAUGAGUUCUUGUAUGAAUUUUUAUGGAAAAACUUUGGCUGAUACUAAAAAACAAUCCAUAUUAUUUUCGAAUUUUUGUAUUCCAAAUGAACAACUUGAGUUACUUUGGUAUUCUUUUACUGUUCCACUUCCAAAAAACUUAAUUAUGAUUAAUGUAGUCACAGAAAGUAAUGGUAUUGCUAGCAAUCAUUCAUUAAUCAUUAAAGAUUUAUUUAUUCAACAAUGUGAUCAAACUUCGACAUUACGAAACAUUCUACCGAUGAAUUCAACUAUAGUGUCUUUAUGGUUGAAUGCAAAAAAGAAUUUUUGGUUUCAAUAUCGAUGGAUAUUCAUCAUAGGUAUUCCUAUACUUUUGCUCUUAUUAUUCAUCAUUAUUAUGAUUAUUCUCUAUACAUCUCAUCGAAUAUUUCAUCAAAAGUCAACAGUAACCGAACGAAUUCAAAUUUCAUCUAUGAAUCUUUCUCAACAUUUUUAUGAAGAACCUAUAUCAAUUAUUUUAACGCCUCCAAUAGACAUAAGUGUGUAUGAUCAUGUUCGAGAUAAUUAUCGCGUUGACAUUAUCUUUUUCUAUUUUAUUUCAAACAAAACCUUUUAUGUUACAAUGUCAUCAAUAAUAACCGAUGAUGAAAAUCAUCUAAACAAAUUAGAUCAAUAUGAAUCUAUUUUUAAACAUUAUGGUUUGAAAACACAAUCACAACAUGUUGAUCAUCAACAAGAAAAAUAUCUUAUUGAGAUAAAUAAUGAAUUAAAUAGAAAUAAUCUAUAUGAAACUCAUAGAAGAUUCUUAGAAAGAAAUGAGAGUAGCAAAAAAAUGAAUAAUACAAAAACUAUGGCAAAUAAAAGUUCAUCAAAAAAAUCUAAAAAAAGCAAAAAAUCAAAUAAAAAAGCUAAGAAAAAGAAUUAUGAAAAAGUUAUAAAAAUUACACUUCCUGAUGCAGCUAAAGCUCGUAAAACCACAUAUAGUAAACAACAACAAAAACCAAAUAAAAGUCAACAUAAUUCGAAUGUACCUUCAUCAAUGUCUAACGUAUCAUUAGAUGCUCUAUCGUCUUCAACAAUAAAAACAGUACAGAAAUUACCAACAUUCGAAUAUCAAAGCAAUGAUUCAGUAUCAGAAGUACAAUCCAAUUCAUUUCCUAUAACAACUUUAAAAAGUACGGAUCAAAUCAUUUCUCCAACACUUUCAUUUAAUCAACUAAAGAUAGAUGAAACUAGUCCAAAAAAGAAUUCACAAAUCAAUGGGAAAAAUUCUAAUUUAAAUAAUAAAACACCAGAUAAUUUUGAAUUAACAUGGGAUUUAGAUGAAAUCAAUGAUUUCACUCGAAAUAUGUUGAAACACAGUAAUGUUGGUAUUUGA